Molecule: messenger RNA, 3316 nt
Organism: Nomascus leucogenys (northern white-cheeked gibbon)
Lineage: Eukaryota; Metazoa; Chordata; Mammalia; Primates; Hylobatidae
Gene: CALD1
Product: caldesmon 1
Biological process (GO): muscle contraction; angiogenesis; actin filament bundle assembly
Cellular component (GO): actin cytoskeleton
Molecular function (GO): myosin binding; actin binding; calmodulin binding
Source: RefSeq, a predicted model, not a curated record
GAUGAGUGAUUUCCUGAGCAUGCCUAGGGAAUGACAGGCAUCUCCACAGGCAGGCUGCAUCCACCUUGGCUGGGGUGUCGUCAUUGGCUGCCUAUUAGAAAAACGACAGGACAAUGCAUACCACCGCCUGCCGACUGUAAACAUAGGGGAUAUGUGUUCACUUAGCAUGGACUUCUGGGAGGGGCCAAGGAAGGGCGGUCUGGAGUUUUAUUGAAUAGAGCAGUGUGUAUUCGGCUGCCUGCCUGCCUGCCUGCUUGCUCUCUGGCUGUGCUCCUGCUUAAAGAAAUCAGUCCUUCCUUUCCGACUUAGUCCUCGGGAAGAAGUUUCAGACUACAAGGUAUCAUUGGAACAUUUCAAGAUCAUCAAAUCAAAUUCCACAGGGAUUAGUGAUCAACCAGAAGGCUCAGACAUCUGAUUGCUGACCUGUCCAGACAUCAUCUGGUCUCCCUGAACCUGAAAUCACACCAUGGAUGAUUUUGAACGUCGCAGAGAACUUAGAAGGCAAAAGAGGGAGGAGAUGCGACUCGAAGCAGAAAGAAUCGCCUACCAGAGGAAUGACGAUGAUGAAGAGGAGGCAGCCCGGGAACGGCGCCGCCGAGCCCGACAGGAACGGCUGCGGCAGAAGCAGGAGGAAGAAUCCUUGGGACAGGUGACCGACCAGGUGGAGGUGAAUGCCCAGAACAGUGUGCCUGACGAGGAGGCCAAGACAACCACCACAAACACUCAAGUGGAAGGGGAUGAUGAGGCCGCAUUCCUGGAGCGCCUGGCUCGGCGAGAGGAAAGACGCCAAAAACGCCUUCAGGAGGCUCUGGAGCGGCAGAAGGAGUUUGACCCAACAAUAACAGAUGCAAGUCUGUCGCUCCCAAGCAGAAGAAUGCAAAAUGACACAGCAGAAAACGAAACUGCCGAGAAGGAAGAAAAAAGUGAAAGUCGCCAAGAAAGAUACGAGAUAGAGGAAACAGAAACAGUCACCAAGUCCUACCAGAAGAAUGACUGGAGGGAUGCUGAAGAAAAUAAGAAAGAAGACAAAGAAAAGGAGGAGGAGGAAGAAGAGAAGCCAAAGCGAGGGAGCAUUGGAGAAAAUCAGGUAGAGGUGAUGGUGGAAGAGAAAACAACUGAAAGCCAGGAGGAAACAGUGGUAAUGUCAUUAAAAAAUGGGCAGAUCAGUUCAGAAGAGCCUAAACAAGAGGAGGAGAGGGAACAAGGUUCAGAUGAGAUUCCCCAUCAUGAAAAGAUGGAAGAGGAAGACAAGGAAAGAGCUGAGGCAGAGAGGGUAAGGUUGGAAGCAGAAGAAAGAGAAAGAAUUAAAGCCGAGCAAGACAAAAAGAUAGCAGAUGAACGAGCAAGAACUGAAGCAGAAGAAAAAGCAGCUGCCCAAGAAAGAGAAAGGAGAGAGGCAGAGGAGCGGGAAAGGAUGAGGGAGGAAGAGAAAAGGGCAGCAGAGGAGAGGCAGAGGGCCAGGGCAGAGGAGGAAGAGAAGGCUAAGGUAGAAGAGCAGAAACGUAACAAGCAGCUAGAAGAGAAAAAACGUGCCAUGCAAGAGACAAAGAUAAAAGGGGAAAAGGUAGAACAGAAAAUAGAAGGGAAAUGGGUAAAUGAAAAGAAAGCGCAAGAAGAUAAACUUCAGACAGCUUUCCUAAAGAAACAGGGAGAAGAGAAGGGAGCUAAAGUGCAAGCUAAAAGAGAAAAGCUCCAAGAAGACAAGCCUACCUUCAAAAAAGAAGAGAUCAAAGAUGAAAAGAUUAAAAAGGACAAAGAACCCAAAGAAGAAGUUAAGAGCUUCAUGGAUCGAAAGAAGGGAUUUACAGAAGUUAAGUCGCAGAAUGGAGAAUUCAUGACCCACAAACUUAAACACACUGAGAAUACUUUCAGCCGCCUUGGAGGGAGGGCCAGCGUGGACACCAAGGAGGCUGAAGGCGCCCCCCAGGUGGAAGCCGGCAAAAGGCUGGAGGAGCUUCGUCGUCGUCGCGGGGAGACCGAGAGCGAAGAGUUCGAGAAGCUCAAACAAAAGCAGCAGGAGGCGGCUUUGGAGCUGGAGGAACUCAAGAAAAAGAGGGAGGAGAGAAGGAAGGUCCUGGAGGAGGAAGAGCAGAGGAGGAAGCAGGAGGAAGCCGAUCGAAAACUCAGAGAGGAGGAAGAGAAGAGGAGGCUAAAGGAAGAGAUUGAAAGGCGAAGAGCAGAAGCUGCUGAGAAACGCCAGAAGAUGCCAGAAGAUGGCUUGUCAGAUGACAAGAAACCAUUCAAGUGUUUCACUCCUAAAGGUUCAUCUCUCAAGAUAGAAGAGCGAGCAGAAUUUUUGAAUAAGUCUGUGCAGAAAAGCAGUGGUGUCAAAUCGACCCAUCAAGCAGCAGUAGUCUCCAAGAUUGACAGCAGACUGGAGCAGUAUACCAGUGCAAUUGAGGGAACAAAAAGCGCAAAACCUACAAAGCCGGCAGCCUCGGAUCUUCCUGUUCCUGCUGAAGGUGUACGCAACAUCAAGAGUAUGUGGGAGAAAGGGAAUGUGUUUUCAUCCCCCACUGCAGCAGGCACACCAAAUAAGGAAACUGCUGGCUUGAAGGUAGGGGUUUCUAGCCGCAUCAAUGAAUGGCUAACUAAAACCCCAGAUGGAAACAAGUCACCUGCUCCCAAACCUUCUGACUUGAGACCAGGAGACGUAUCCAGCAAGCGGAACCUCUGGGAAAAGCAAUCUGUGGAUAAGGUCACUUCCCCCACUAAGGUUUGAAACAGUUCCAGAAAGAACCCAAGCUCAAGACGCGGGACGAGCUCAGUUGUAGAGGGCUAAUUUGCUCUGUUUUGUAUUUAUGUUGAUUUACUAAAUUGGGUUCAUUUUCUUUUAUUUUUCAAUAUCCCAAUAAACCCAUGUAUAUUAUCACUAUAUUUAAUAAUCACAGUCUAGAGAUGUUCAUGGUAAAAGUACUGCCUUUGCACAGGAGCCUGUUUCUAAAGAAACCCAUGCUGUGAAAUAGAGACUUUUCUACUGAUCAUCGUAACUCUGAGCAGUGAUACCAACCACAUCUGAAGUCAACAGAAGAUCCAAGUUUAAAAUUGCCUGCAGAAUGUGUGCAGUAUCUAGAAAAAUGAACCGUAGUUUUUGUUUUUUUAAAUACAGAAGUCAUGUUGUUUCUGCACUUUAUAAUAAAGCAUGGAAGAAAUUAUCUUAGUAGGCAAUUGUAACACUUUUUGAGAGUAACCCAUUUCAGAUUUGAAAUACUGCAAUAAUGGUUGUCUUUAAAAAAAAAAAAGAAAUGUACUGUUAAGGUAUUACUUUUUUUUAUGCUGAUGAUUCAUAUCUAAAUUACAUUAUUAUGUUAGCUGA